Molecule: messenger RNA, 936 nt
Organism: Vanderwaltozyma polyspora DSM 70294
Lineage: Eukaryota; Fungi; Ascomycota; Saccharomycetes; Saccharomycetales; Saccharomycetaceae
Gene: SIT4
Product: type 2A-related serine/threonine-protein phosphatase SIT4
Exons: 1
Coding region: 1-936 (311 amino acids)
Biological process (GO): peptidyl-serine dephosphorylation; G1/S transition of mitotic cell cycle
Cellular component (GO): cytoplasm
Molecular function (GO): protein serine/threonine phosphatase activity
Source: RefSeq, a predicted model, not a curated record
AUGAUUAAUAGAGGUCCGGAUGAGUGGCUAGAGACUAUUAAAAAAUGUCAAGCAUUGGCUGAAAAUGAAAUGAAGCAAUUGUGUGAAAUGGUGAAGGAGCUUCUUAUGGAAGAAAGUAAUAUACAACCGGUGCAAACACCAGUUACUGUCUGUGGUGAUAUUCAUGGUCAAUUUCAUGAUCUUUUGGAAUUAUUUAGAACAGCUGGUGGAUUUCCUGACGAUAUAAAUUAUAUAUUUUUAGGUGAUUAUGUUGAUCGUGGUUAUUACAGUUUAGAGACUUUUACUCUAUUGAUGUGUUUGAAAGUGAAAUAUCCUUCGAAGAUAACGUUAGUUCGUGGUAAUCAUGAAUCCAGACAAAUUACUCAAGUCUAUGGGUUUUAUGAAGAAUGUUUAAAUAAAUAUGGGUCUACGACAGUAUGGAAAUAUUGUUGUCAAGUGUUUGAUUUCUUAACUUUGGCAGCAAUUGUUGAUGGUCGUAUCUUAUGUGUUCAUGGUGGGUUAUCUCCAGAGAUUAGAAUGCUAGACCAAAUUCGUGUGUUGUCUCGUGCACAGGAGGUUCCUCAUGAAGGUGGUUUCUCUGAUUUACUUUGGAGUGAUCCUGAUAAUGUUGAAGCUUGGCAAGUUUCCCCUCGUGGUGCUGGUUGGUUAUUCGGGAGUAAAGUCGCUAGAGAGUUCAACCAUGUCAAUGGUUUAAACCUGAUAGCAAGAGCACAUCAAUUGGUCAUGGAAGGUUUCAAAUACCAUUUCCCAGAAAAAGAUGUAGUCACUGUAUGGUCGGCCCCUAAUUACUGUUAUAGAUGUGGUAAUGUGGCCAGUGUGAUGAAAGUCGAAGAUGAUUUGGAACCUGUAUUCAAAAUUUUCUCAGCUGUACCGGAAGAUUAUAUACAAGAAACAUCCAUCGCCAAUAAUAAUCAAAGAGGUGGUUAUUUCUUGUAG